AUGAAAUUCUUUAUUGCGUUUUUGAUGUUAUUAGGUGCUGUGUGGUGUGAACAGUACACCACCAAGUAUGAUAAUAUUAAUGUUGAUGAAAUACUUGCCAGUGAAAGGUUGUUAAAAAAUUAUUUCAACUGUAUUAUGGACAGGGGGGCAUGCACGCCGGAUGCCGAUGAAUUGAAGAGGGUCCUCCCCGAUGCCCUUAAGAGCGACUGCGCCAAAUGCAGCGAAAAGCAGAAGGAAAUGACGAAGAAAGUCAUCCACUUCUUGAGCCACAACAAGCAGCAAAUGUGGAAGGAGCUAACGGCCAAGUAUGACCCUGAUGGCAUCUAUUUCGAGAAAUACAAGGAUAAAUUUGAUUCAUAA
Molecule: messenger RNA, 360 nt
Organism: Tribolium castaneum (red flour beetle)
Lineage: Eukaryota; Metazoa; Arthropoda; Insecta; Coleoptera; Tenebrionidae
Gene: Csp19
Product: chemosensory protein 19
Exons: 2
Coding region: 1-360 (119 amino acids)
Source: RefSeq, marked provisional